This is a messenger RNA of Dromiciops gliroides (monito del monte), 399 nucleotides long. RefSeq names its product secreted Ly-6/uPAR-related protein 1-like. Lineage: Eukaryota; Metazoa; Chordata; Mammalia; Microbiotheria; Microbiotheriidae. The transcript is spliced from 3 exons. The record is from RefSeq and is a predicted model, not a curated record. Bases 1 to 399 code for a protein of 132 amino acids. Gene Ontology annotation, molecular function: acetylcholine receptor inhibitor activity.
AUGGAUUCCCUCUGGCUUGUGCUGCUGGUGACCGCCACCUAUGUGGCACAAGGUAACACCCUGAAAUGCUACACCUGCAAAGAGCCAACUGACAUCUAUGAGUGCAGGAACAUCAGUACCUGUAACCACUGGGAGACUUCCUGUAAGACCCAACUGGAGAAUGUGGAGUCAGAAUAUCCAUUUUAUAACAAUGCCAAAGUGACCCGUUCCUGUUCUUACAACUGUGUGGCUACAGACCCUGAUACCAUCGGUCUUGCCCACCCUGUUUCCUGCUGCUACAGAGACCUCUGCAACACAGAUAGCGCCACAGGAGAUGGGACCAAGCCCAGCGCCCUGCUAAGACUCACAGUCCUUGCCAGUUUCCUCUGCCUGAUAUCCUUAUUGGGGAUGGUCCCAUAG